Linum trigynum is the source of this 8621-nucleotide messenger RNA. Lineage: Eukaryota; Viridiplantae; Streptophyta; Magnoliopsida; Malpighiales; Linaceae. The record is from the annotation of a GenBank genome assembly.
UCCGAACUCCUCGAUCAGUGUGGCGCUCAUUCGUCGGUGGAGAAGGGUCCGGAAUACAGGCGAGCUCAACCGGGGUGGACACGAAGGAUCGGCUGAAAUUCCAUGGGUGUCAGUGAUAUUUGCGGACGAAACCCCAUCGACACAUCUUGAGCGUUCGCGAAGCAGAGGUUAACCCCUUCAAUCGCCGUCUUAAGCUGACUUCGGAUGGUGAGUGAUUCCCAAGGAUUCCACGAGCACCAUUGACGGCUGUAGGCAGAAUGUUUGCUUCAGUUCUUCCUGGAGAAUGAUUUAGAGUUUGAAAUUGAGAUUGUUGCGAAAACGGGAAGAAAUUGACGAUUGUUAAUGGCAAUCUCAAAUCACCCCUCAAUUGAGUUAUCUGGGUCAUGAUCAGAAAUAGUGGCAAACCGCUCUUUGGAAUUUUUGAAUUUUCUCUCUUUGUUCUGUUUCAGUCGAAUCCCAUGCCCAAAGAUUGCUCCCUCUCGACGGGUAGAUGAUAAAUUCCACGUCUUCUUCGGGUUUCUGAUUGUGGGUUUGAUUUUAGCGUAGCCCUAAAAUCGUCCUUCGCUUAGGCAAAUCUCACUGCAAUUGUGACCCGUCUGUUGGCCUGGAAGAGUUGUACAUUUCAUUAUUAUCAGACUGUUACAGAGGCACAACCCAGUUGCUGGGUUUCCGCUCCAGCUACUGAUCGGUUGAAGAUUCUUGAACUCCAAAAAUGUGAAGUUUUGGAUGAUUGUAGACAAUUCCCUCCAACGGAAAUGGAAACCUUUGGGCUCUGCAUCAAGAUGGGUAUGGUGGUCCAUUAUUUGGGGAGAAUAUAGAGAGUAUUCACAAAGGAUAUUUGAUGGUGACCACUAACUUGGGUCUUCCCUGAACGGGUAAGACUUGAAUCUGCAGCCACCUGCCUUCUCAGUUACAUAUUGAAGCACAGCCUACUUUUUCAGCUCUCCUUGCUAAGUUGAAAAUGUUGGGAGACUGUCAAUUCCUAUCCCAAGCGCACAAAAACAAAAGCAUGAAGGAAGAACGACCCUUUUUUCUCUUCCCCCCCCCCCCCCCCCCCCCCCCCCCCCCCCCCCCCCCCCCCGGUUUCUCGUUUUCUGUGGCUAUGCCUCAAUGACAGAGAUGUAAGAAGAAUCUGGUGUAAUCAGUAUGCGAUGGCAGUACAAGACCAAGGCUUUGGGCUCCAUUAUAUUAUUAUUGAGCUUGUCCUGUAUUGACAACUAAUAUUCUCUGCGUCGGUAGUUCAGAAUCUUGUGACAAACCAUUCCCAUCCCAGUUCUUCUUUGGUUCCUGCUUUUUAGUGCAGAGGUGGCCUACUGAGCAUAGCUCCAACACGAGGUGAAGUUAGCUUAUAGUGGGUUGAUUUUCGUGGUUUAGUGACAAGGUUGUUUCCAACCUUGAUACAAUCUGGAAAAAAUACUGGCUUCAGAAAAAGUAAGUAGUGCUUGAUUACAAGACUUUGUUAACCGGCUCAUCAAUGAUUACUUGAUUAGUAUUGGGAGAAUGUGCAAUUUGUACAAUAAUCAGUUAACUGGAGUUUCACUUAUGUAGGGUGGUAAAUGGAGGUUGCAGGCAUGGGAAAGUGAGAAGAGGAUUUGUUGAUGGGAUCAAACACUUGGAAAUGUUGCUGCAAUUAACCGAGUGAGUAUGCAACAGUCUCAUGUAGUUUCGAAAUCCUAGGUCUGACUUCUAAGUGUUUUAGGAUCUCUUUUAGAAGAAUAUAUAUGAAAUUACUUGAUGCUUCCUAUCUCCAUUCGUUACUGACUUUUUGGCUGGUUUUUAUGGGUUAAGUAAUGUGAAACCAGUAUGAUGAAGUAAGAUCAGAAAAAGAAGUUAGUCUCUCCUGAAUUAUUUGAGGGAAUAUUUUUGAAUGAUUCCCACUCUGUCUGUGGCCAAUCAAUUUGUGGGGUAUUCGACAACGAUGGUGUUUUCUCAAAGAGAUAUUUAGAAAUCAUGUGCUGUUUUGAUGCGGCAAGUGUCAAAUUUACAGCUUUGGUGAGGAGAGCAAUCAUGUCUUUCAACUAAUCAGCUUUCUUUCUGAGAUUAGAUUCUCAGAAGUCUGUGUUGAAUGUGCAUAUUACAAUAACCUCUCCAGAGACUGAAGAUGGACUUGACCCUUUCGUAUCUACAUAUGUAUUAAUUAUAUUCCAUCUUGUCCAUUUAGACAGAGAUGGCUACUUUGACAGAAGCUUAGAAAACUAUGGUACAAGUAGUUGGUUUCUCAAUAUUGAUUUUGAAGUCAAUUUCCUUUCAGCUAUUCGACUUCUUCAAAACCUUGGACCAUGUUGUUAUCCUUAUUUGUUGAUCUUUACACAUUUGGCUUUAUUUGACUUUCCUGUAUUCCCUCAGCCUAAUUAGAAUUUAACUCACUCUUAAGAUUGUGGGUCAUUUCUUUGCUAAGCUAGAUUAUGAUGGUGAAUAUGAUAUUGUUUUUGGUUUCUUGUGGCAUGAGGGAAUCAAAGCUUCCCACUUUACUCGUUGUUGCACUCUGACAUGGCUCAAAUUCUUCAUCUUUGAUCACAUAAUCACAGCCUAUACUUUAUUUCAGUGUGUUAAAAAGAUGGUGUCAUUUCACGUCAAUAUAGUUUUGGACAACUUUUUCACCUCUGUUUUCUUCACUGAUGGUCCCAUGAGUGGCUUGACUUGAACAGCUAGAUGAACGGUCUUGUUGGUUAAAUAGUUUGCUUCAAGAACAGGGAAGCCUUUUGGAUUAUCCUGGGAAAAUGAGGGAAUAUACAUGUCGACAUUUGCUUGCAUGUGAAUUUGCUUUCAGACUCAACUUUCGGUUCCAUAGCAACAACACAUGAACAUUGCUAUGGAAAAGGGUGGGGGGAGAAACUAUUUUGGAGCUGUAUUAUUGCUUGGUGCAUAUUUGUGUUUACUUGCUGUCCAUAAAGCUUGCACUCACUUACUCAAAGAUGAAAUUACAGAGGAAAUAAAUAAUAGAGUGCAAGUGACAUAUUGCUCUCGUCAUUUUCACCGUGUCUUCUGCUCCCUCCAUGAAAAAUAUGACAAUAUCAAGCAAUAAUGUUCUUUUGGGUUGGGGUGGUGACUGGUUCCUUUUGGCUUUGUGGGUUUUAUGUCCACUUUUUUACUGUUUACCAUUACUUGAUUUCCCUCUGAUUCCAUCUUCCCCUUAAAGAGAAUGAUAAUUGAUUGAUCCUACACAAGGGAGUGCUUAAGUGACUUUUGAUGCACAGGACCUUCACAUAUACUCUGAUCUAAAGGAAUGAAAAAGAAGCAAGGGAAUGGUUAGGCAUCAUCCCAGAAUCUACUUUUCCUGUUAUGGAAUAUAUUAAAGAGCAAAAGGGGAGACUCUUCCAAGUACAGUUGCUGGUUUAAAGAGAAAGGUACUUCAUUUACACUUUUUUUCCUUCCUUCUUUCCUUGCAUUUCAAACAUUCUGGCCACACAAAGAUCACCAAAUAAACCAGAGAAAAUAAAAAACAAUAAUAACAACGGAAAACACACUCAAAGUCAGGAACAUAUAUUCUUUCUUUGAGUGUGAGGUAUAUGGUCUUGCAGCCACUGUGAGCCUUUUGAUUUCAUUUUAGUUUUAGGACAAUGCUUGGGAAGAAACUGCUGUUGAACUGGACCAUUCUACUUUGGUUUCCAAGUUUUUGUCUGGAAAGUGUUUUUUUGCAUCAGUUGCCUGCAGACAAAUAUAAAACUUACUGAUUGAUCGAGAUGUUACCAGAAACAAAUGAGCUACUGUUUCUAGUAGGGCACUUUAUCUGAUCUAUAAUCUUCAUCCUUGUUUGAAAAAUCCUGAUGGAAAAGUAGGAAAAGAUAAAUGUUUACAGCAGAUCAACAAUGGCAGUGGGGAAAAAAGCAUGCUUUGGAAGAUCAAUGAUGGGAUUUUGAUUCCAAUAAUCACAAAACCUUCUUUCCACGAAAAUGCAAAGAUGGAUUGAUCAUCUGAUUCCAAUUUUGACUUUUAUGAUUUUGGUGUUGGCCAUUCAUUUUGGCUUCCCCCCUUCCUCAAGUCCUUUUCUUUUCCAAAAACAUUCUUUCCUUAGUUUCAUCUGCAUGCACUUGUGGUUUACAGACGAAAGCUAAUAAUACCACAUCAUUGUUUCUCUUGCAUAUAAAUAACAAAAGAAUAUGUCACUGAUAUCAUCAUAAUCAUCCAUGAAAAAUGCUUUUUAAUCUUUCUUUUUUUUCCUUCUGUCAUCUCAUUGCUUAACCUAACCACAAUGGUUGAGUUUCUUGAGAGCCUGCACUAAGUUACAUCCCCACCACCAUGCAAAAGCAAAGCAAAGAAAAGUUGUGCAUAAGGGGAGACAAAGCUAUUGUGGGUUUUGCUUUGCUAUUUACUUGAUCUUUUUGGGUUUUCUUUUUUGUUGAUCAAAGAUGAAAAGAAGAGAUGAAAUGAAACUAGACUUUGAAGAUAGGGGGUAGGGAAUCAAAUUAAGACAGAAGGAAGAAAAAGAAAAAACCUAUCUUUACUAAUUGAUUGAUAGUAUUUCUCAUGGAGAGAUUCCAGAGGAUAAUAGGUUGAUCCAAAAGGGGAACUGAUCAUACUUUGUAAAGAUAGACACUGCUGCCUUGUGUAUGCAUGAAAAUCCAAAGCCCUUAUUUACGAUUGGCUUGUAAGGAAGGAACCUCGUUUGAAUCUCCGAUUCUAAAUGUUGUAUUCUGAGUAUACAUGGAUUCUGUAGAAUACAACAUUUUUUUUGUCUUGUUUGAAUGUCUUGUUUGAAUCACCGAUUGUAUGUAUAGAGAAUGAAUAAUGUAUUCAUAAUACAUAGAAAAUGAUGUAUACUUAAUCUCACCUUUUUUGUAAGAUUUAGUAUCAUAGUUCAUUUCAUAUAUAAUUCAUGCAUUUUUCUAUGUUUCCCAAACAAAGCAUUGUUAAAAGCCACACAUUCUUAGUAUACACAUAAUCUUAAUACGCACAUUCUUGUAAUACGCCAUUUCCCGAAUUAAAGGUUCCAAACCACCCUAAAGUGGAUAAUCCUGUACAUGAUCAAAUUGCAUGCUUUUGUUUCAAAAGCUUUUCAGGCUUGAUAGAUAGAUUGUGGCGUGAGGCUUGAUUCUCAUCUUGAGUGUUGUUUCUUUUUCAUUAACCAAGCCAUGGGCUUCUGUGUCUCACUCCCUCUUUUGAAGGGGGAUUCAUUCUUUAUUAUAAAGCAAAAACACUAGUGCCAUGCAUUGUUUAAUUGGGUACUAAAAAUCUAAGCUUUAAUUCAUUGAUUCUCCCAACCCUACAAACAACAAAAAGAAUCUGCCAAUCACAUUACAUCUCGCAAUAAAAAAAAUGAACACUUUUUUUUUUUAGGGUUGUUCACAUUCAUCCAGAAUAAACAGCAAGAAGGACAAUUGAAUCGUUAACAUCAUUCAUAAAAGAAAAGAAGAAUUGUUAGCAUCACAAUUUUCUAUUUUUCUUAUGAUUUAUGAAAGAAAGAUAAUUAGGAAAGAUAAGAAGAUGGAAGAGGAAAGAUUUGACUCUAGUGAUGGCAAUGGGGUGGAACGGUUACCUCGAUAUUCAUACUUGUACUACAUCAAGUGCAUUUCAGGUCUGGUGGUACUCGUGCGGGUACGUUUCGAGGUAGGUCCCAUGCUAAUAUAUUAUUGGAAGCAAAGAUUUAUUUUUUUAAUGGUAUAACAAAGGAAAAAUAAUUAAUAAAUGAAAAUAGAGAUGAUAAGUAGAUUAAUUGAAUCUAAUUACUUGAAUUGCGUUAGUAAAAAUGUUAGUUUGAACCGCACUAUCUUAAGUAUCAUUGGGUUUCAAAAUAAGAAAAAUACAAAUAGAUAAUGAGACAAACUGAGAUAGAACAAGUCAAGCACGAGCAGGACAGGGCACGACGAAAGUAGUAUCCAUGCCCUACUCCAUACUGCUACAGGUUGUAUAAUACUCGAUAAGACGGUAUUCAAAUUGCCAUCACUAUUUAACUCUGAAGUGGUAUGAAAGUGUAUCAUGAUGGUAUACAAAUCACCUUUUACCAUCAUCUACAAUUUGUUACGACUCUAUAUAAGGGUGGUUACGGUGAUAUAGUUGGUUUUGAUUUUUUUUUCCCCAAGAAAUGGUAAAUCAUGACACUCGUUCUUUUUAUGUAAAAAUAUUCAAAAUUUGAGUUUAAAAUGAAGAUGGUACAUAGUGGUCCCAAGUGGAGUGGUACUACAAUAUGGUAAGGAGUGAUACGAAAAAUAUUUUCUCAAAAUAUAUCAGAAAUGAAUAUCAGUUUGUGGAUCACAAUAAAUCUGUUCAAUCUAAUGUAAUUUUUUAAAAAAAAAAUUCAAGUUGAAACAAAGAAAAUACAAGUCGAUUAAAAAAGUAAAAUAAAUAAAAUAAUCUUUUUUCUCGCGCAUUAGACUUAUCACGAGGUUAUAUACAAAUGCAUAACCAAGGGUGCCCUAAAUUCUUUUUUAUAAAAACAAAACAAAACGAACAUAUAUAAUAUCAGCAAAAUUGGAAAAUAAAGAAUAAUAAUAACAAAAAAAAGAAACAAAGAGAGAAAUGGUGGGUGUGGGAAAACAAAAGGAUAAAAACAAACCAUCCACUUUUGUUUGCCUCUCCAUCCUCCCUCCCCUUCUUUUUCUCUUCUUUUCAGAGAUGAUCACAGCAGCAGGCAGGGGAGGAGACUCAAAAUUGAACUCUCUCUGCUGUUUCUCUUUACCUCUUUUCUUAGCUCUCUCUUCAUCAUUCAUCAAAGAUUCUCAUCCCAUUCCCACCACACCACGCCCCCUUCUCUUCUUUCAAGUCAAACAAGAAAGAAAGCCCAAAAAUAUAUUAUUUGUACUACCAAAAAAAAAGUUGGUAUGAAAUUACUGAAAGCUUUGGCGACCAGCUCAUGGGCAUAUAUUCCCUUCUCUCCAAACACAGCCCCACCUUCUUUGUUUCCAGAUAUGGAGUGAGAGCAGCAACAAAGGACACUCACCAACAACUACUACUACUACCAAGAGCUAAUAAUAUAAAUACAAGGGUGCUGCACGCAUCUCUUUGUUGCCCACAUUCAUUCGCAAAUCCAUCCUCCACAGCAGCCAAGAAGGAAGGAAUUUUGAAGGAUCAUUCUCAAGGGAGAAAAGAAAGAGAAAGGCAGGAGCUUUCUGCUUUCCUCUUUCUGAAUUUAUAUUUCUCUGUCUCGGGUAUCUUCUACUCCUAUAUGCUUACACAUACAAAAUGGAGGAUAACGGCUCUCCAAGUCUCAGCAAUCAAAAUCAAAAUAUGAACUUGGUUCUGUCAACUGAUGCAAAGCCUAGACUGAAAUGGACAGCUGAGCUCCAUCAGAGGUUCGUCGAUGCUGUCAAUCAACUCGGAGGUCUAGAAAAGGCUACACCAAAGAGCCUGAUGAAGGUGAUGGCGAUUCCUGGAUUGACUUUGUACCAUCUCAAGAGCCAUUUGCAGAAGUACAGACUAGGAAAGAGCCAGCAAUUGGUGACCGAUAUCAAAGCAAAGCAAGAAACUCCCUUUGAUACGGAGACUCGCGAGAUUCAAAGAACCGACGGCCAAUUAAAUAGGAAAACUAGUGAUGAACAUGUCAGGCCAAUCAAUGAAAGCUUGCAGAUUGCUCAAGCUCUCCAAUUACAAAUGGAAGUUCAGAGAAAACUACACGAACAGAUUGAGGUUCAGAGACAUUUGCAGCUGAGAAUAGAAGCUCAAGGGAAGUACUUACAAUCAGUACUGAAGAAGGCACAUGACACAUUAACAGUGUAUAGUUCAUCUUCAGUCGGCAUAGAGCUGGCAAAAGCUGAGCUCUCUAAACUGGUCUCAAUGGUGAACUCUGGAUGCAGCACUAGUUCUUGUAUCUCGGACUUGACCGAAACAGAAACAGGUGCAGGUUCUAGCCCGAAAUGGGCAGAUAAAAAACUUGCUCGGAGCCCAGUAUGUUCCAUGGACAGCUCAUUGACAUCAUCCGAAAAUUCUGAACGUAAGGAAGGUAUUGUCCAAAAGCAUGGUUCCAGUACAAAUUGUGUUGAGUUAGCUCUAAUGGAAGUUCAACCACAAGAUCUGUCCAAUCAGAGUACAUCGAGCAAUCCAGGGAAGAAGAGAAAUGAGAAGAGCGUUCCUGACGGUAUCUGUGUGGAUCAACAGCCAUCGGCUAAGAGAUGCAGAACAACCACAACCACAUUUGAUCUGAACAAUGAGUAUGAAAAUGAGGCCAGGACCAGUCCGAGAUCUAUCGACUUGAAUUGCAAUGGAGUUUGAGCUCGACAAAGGGUUUUUUCCUGGGACCUUUUAAUAUACACAGGAGAAUGAAUGGUUCUGGUGAUAUGAUAGCCAACUGCAGCAGAAGUCAAAAGUUCGACGAAUCGAUAUCCUUGUCCAUAGUCAAUAGACCUUAUCAAUGUAUAUUUUUGUCACUUGAAAAUGUCUGGAAAAAAACAACUCAGGAGGCUGUUGGAAGUGCAUCAUCAGGUUAAACAAAUGUUAAUAUUAUAUAAAGUUAGAACGAUGGUACUGUGAAUACUUAUGCCUGCAAUGCGCAUUUUUAUAGAUAUCUUUAGUCUGAGUUGCUAUGGCAUCUUUUCUCUUUUGGAGGCCAAGAAGAAGAAGAGGAGAGAACAGUGUCUUUUCUCUUUGCUUCCUAGUUCCUACUUUCAGGAGAUAAUGGGACUUGCCUUCGAAUAAUGAUUUAAGGCACUAGUCAUGCUCAGAUUUUGCGAUAAAGGAAUGGUAAAUAG